AUACCCAAGCAUGAGUACUCAAAGUCGUACUCAGAGUACUUGUUACUCACUCAUGAGUACUCAGGUGAGUACUCAGUGAGUAAAAAAAUGUAUGAGUAUGUAUGAGUACUCGUCCGGUUUUUCUAGCGGAGUACUUUUUGAGUACUCACACUUGAGUACAUUCACUAGGGCCAUUUCAUGUUUUCUUUUUGAUGAUCUAUUAGAAUUACUGAGUGUUACUAAUCACUGGUGGAUUUACGAUGAGUACGGUCGAACCCAUCGGGAGUGGGAAGGAGGUUGAUCGCACCAACUUCAUCUAAUGAAUCUAUUACAUUAUUUUUGGUCGAGAUAAGUUAGACGUCAAGACUGAGAGUAAAAUUACAUUGGAACUUUACAGUGAUUGCCGACUUUUGUGCCUAAUUUUCUUCACUUUGGCAUCUAACUUAUAUCGAUCAUUAUUUUCACCGAUGCUCAUGUGGUAUACCGCAAUAAAAGAUACAAACUAAACGAUACUUUCCCUUAUAUAUGAAUACGGGCGUUGUACUGUAUAAACUCUGUUUCUCACUGGUCUUCUUCCAAUCUCAUGUCUUUAAACGUUUCUAAAUGUUCUUGGCGUCCUUUCUCUUUCAACCUCUUUUCGUAUGUUUAUAAUCAAUUGUAUCUCAAUAGUGCUCCUCUCUCGGUUGUGUCUUCUGUUUGUUGUCUUGGUGUUCUUGUUUCGCAUGAUCUUAGGUGUAAUGGUCAUGCCAAGGAUAUUGCUCUUGCUUGUCGGCGCAAGCCUGAAGCAUUGAAUCAUGUCUUUGGAUUAGCUCCAACUGAAGUUUGA
Molecule: messenger RNA, 805 nt
Organism: Didymodactylos carnosus
Lineage: Eukaryota; Metazoa; Rotifera; Eurotatoria; Philodinida; Philodinidae
Source: the annotation of a GenBank genome assembly